This is a messenger RNA of Stereum hirsutum FP-91666 SS1, 846 nucleotides long. RefSeq lists its product as uncharacterized. NCBI's taxonomy places the organism in Eukaryota, Fungi, Basidiomycota, Agaricomycetes, Russulales, Stereaceae. The transcript is spliced from 6 exons. The record is from RefSeq and is a predicted model, not a curated record. Bases 1 to 846 code for a protein of 281 amino acids.
AUGGUAUCUGGAGUGGAGAUUGGCACGAGGAAUGAGCAGAAGGACGAGGAUGGCGCUGAGACGAGUUACAAAGACGAGCAAACUUCUCGAGGAAUCCGAUGGGAUACUCGUUCAUCAGCCUUCGAGGACGUCCAGGAUGUUUCGAGGAAUGUAUUCGGGCGUGGAAUCUGGAUGCGAGAGGUCUCAGGAGGGUCUCCAGAGUCUUGCAAAGAGCAGGAGAUUAGCGCAACGAACAAGGAUGAGGCCAGCAAAAAUGAACAAGCGUUUCUCGUCAUUAUCGACGUCCUCGACGAUGAUCUCACUCGAUGCAUGUGGGGUCAAGUGUCGUAUCGCAUCAACGGUGCGAUUUUUCAGUUUCUCCUUGCCGCCAGGCUCACUUGUUAUCGUGUAUGCUUCAGAGUACACAUACUACUCGGCAGAGGCUCAGUAGCGACGAUCCUCAACUCAGUUGCCGCUGUUACUAAUUGCUGUGGCGUUACUAAGCCCCGUCACUCUCGGCUUCCAUCUAGUCAGAGAGCGCAAGCGAGCGCUCCACUCCCAGCGCCACCUCACCUGCCCGCCUCCGCACUUACCGCACCCGCCACAUUCCCACCCGUGCCCUCCAUCGUGCUCCAGUGCCCGUCCCUGCCGUGGAACAUCACCGUCGAGCCCUCACCCACCGCCUCACCCAGUGGCGCAGAGUUCAUCUCGGUACAGGACGUGCUCGACGCACUAUACAGCAACAUGCAGACGCAGGUGAAGGAGGUGGAGUUCAAGGCACUGGCUGCGGCUAUGGGCAAGGCCGUGAGCGAUGUGUUUGGGAAGAGGUGGAAGACGUUCGUGAAUGGGAUGGAGAGGGAGAAGUAG